GUGACUGCAACAUCUUGAGCCGUCACGCCAAGCUGGAAAUUCUCCAUUAUAAUCGCCUCUAAUCAGCUUUCCAUCCCCAAACCCCCCAAUGGGCCUAAUUUCAUCAAACAACGCGCGUCUAUUACGUUCUAGCAUUAUGAGAUUGAGCAAAUGGCUAUGAAGUUCGUUUCCUCGUAUAGAUUAACGCGCAUUUAAUCCCAAUCGAACAUAUACGGCCGCUUUGCGAUACGUCACGAUAGGAGAGGCGUUCAUUGCCGCUACAUCUCUAUCAAGCUCACAAUGGCCUCGCACGAUGUCCGCGAUGUCCUCAACCUCCCUUCCGACAAUGCCGGCCCAAGACCGAAUAAGAAACAAAAGACAAGCACUGCACGACCGAAUCUCAAGGGUCUUGCACGUGAAGUCCAGAGUUUAGGAGGCGAUAAUCCCAUCGCAAUUGUGCCUGAAAUAGCGACCUUCAAAAAGAGGCGGUUUGGAAGUCGGAAACCAGCUGCACGAUGGGAAAUGAGCCCCUUUCACAACUCGGCGCGCAGUGAUCAGUCUUUAUUGCUGCGGCAUUGGAGGAAGGAGACCGAAGACCAAUCAAGGGCUACGUCACAACCCCAAUCGGAUGGACAGACUCCUGGCGAUAAUGGCAUAGAAGGGACAAAAAGGACUGAUGUAACUGAGGAUUCAAGCUUCGCUAAAUUCAAUGUACAAGUCGACGUUCCUCAAUAUAGCGAAGACCAGUACGCAUCAAAUUUGGUUAACGACGAUUGGACCAAGAAUGAGACAGAUUACCUCUUCGAAUUAGCCAGAGAUUUUGACUUGCGAUGGCCUUUGAUAUGGGAUCGGUACGAUUAUUCACCACAGUUGCCAGAGGACAUGAAAGAGGAAAAGGAUGCAGAUGGUACAGGUCCAAGUAUAGCCUUGAUACCUGCUCCCAAGCCUCGUACUAUGGAAGAUCUGAAAAAGAGAUAUUAUGAGGUUGCCGCGAAGAUGAUGGCAGUCCAGAAGCCCGUGCAAUACAUGACUCAAGCUGAGUUCUCCCUGCAUGAAACAAUGGCCAAUUUCAACCCGGCAUCAGAACUGGCACGCAAGAAAUUUGCUCAAGAUGCAUUAAGCCGGUCUACCGAUGAAGCCCGGGAGGAAGAGCAGCUGCUCAUUGAGGUCAGGCGAAUUGUUGCUAGGCAACAAAAGCUCAAUCAGGACCGCCAAGACUUGUAUCGCCGACUUGAUUUCCCGCCCACAGAACAAGACAUAACCAGUUUCAAGUCCAGUGCUGGACUGUCUACACUCUUACAGAACCUCGCAACCGCUGACAGGUCAAAGAAGCGCAAGCCAAUUCUGGACACUAAUGGUGCCAACACACCAGGCUCAGCGCAGCCUUCAGCACACCCCAACUCAACACCGGUCACAGAAAGCCGACGAGAGAGCAUUGCAGCUUCAACAGGCGGCCAUCGUGAUUCCAUUGGAGGAGGCGAGCGGCCUGAACGGCCCAGCAAGAAAGGCUCGCAGCAGCAACAGCAACAACAAGAGCGUAAGAAGCUUACUGAGCAAGAGGAGAAGAUAUAUGGUGUAUCUCAUCACGACCGUCUUCCCUCUGGCCCAACAUUCCGUUAUGAGCGUAUUAAUAAGAUCCUUACGACGAAAAGCAAUGCACAACAUCAAAGAAUCACCAACACGCUUGCCGAGCUUGACAUUCCAAGUAGACUGAACAUGCCAACAAGGAAUGUUGUUGAAGGGAUGGAAAAACUACUCAACUCUAUUGGCGUUCUUUUAGAGAUAAGAAAACUCAGCGACAAAAUCGAUGCGGAGAUACGUGUGGAACAAGCUAAAAAUUCCGAUCGUAAGAAGUCUAUCAGCAUAGCAGCAUCAGGCUCAGAACCUGCCAAUACAAACGCAGAAGGCUCAUCUGAAUCGGUGUCCGGCAAACCGAGCGAAACCACGAAUUUAAUUAAUGGAGAAAAGGUGGGCUCAUCUUCUACGGAUAAACCAAAUAGUGGUGAAGAUGGUCCUGCCUCAAAGCCAGUUACAGAUGAGGGCGGCAAUGGAACGGAGAAGCAUGAAUUGACUAACGGCAAUGAAGCCGAAAAUCCCGCUCAGGGCAAGGCUGAGGCUGGCGAGGAUAGGAAUACUAGGCCACAGAGUAGUGGUGGGCAGAAGAGAAGUGCCAGUGUCUUAAGCGGCGCCAGCGACGAUAAGAGCGCAAAGAGGCUGAAGAAAUAAUGAAGAGAGAAACAUCAAGUUAGCAGAGACAGCUUCGGCACUCGCCCAUAUUGUACACUUAUUGGAAUUGAUGAUGAAUGAUACCACUACAAAGCAAAUGACAUUUCUACAGUUCGUCGGAUUUCAUGAUACGCAUGAGGCUGAUACGAUUGAUCCUCUUUAACUACCGGGCUCAAUUAUACCAACCAAGCUGAAAAGGAUUUACGUGAUUCUUUCAUUUCGUAUAAUGCCGAAAUCCUGUAUAGAUGAUGUCGCAGUAUUAUGUGCAUCCCAGCCUCGUGAUGAUCAAAGAUGUUGAUCUCGGUACUCGACCAUCGGCAAUAUGCACCUCAUAGCGAAACCAAUAGUUUCUCUCACAGGCUUCGCCUUCAAUUUUGCACUUUCUAAGCCCCG
This is a messenger RNA of Xylaria bambusicola, 2598 nucleotides long. RefSeq lists its product as uncharacterized. Gene Ontology annotation, biological process: chromatin remodeling; negative regulation of transcription by RNA polymerase II; DNA repair. Gene Ontology annotation, molecular function: transcription corepressor activity. Gene Ontology annotation, cellular component: NuA4 histone acetyltransferase complex; Swr1 complex. NCBI's taxonomy places the organism in Eukaryota, Fungi, Ascomycota, Sordariomycetes, Xylariales, Xylariaceae. The record is from RefSeq and is a predicted model, not a curated record. The coding region runs from base 280 to 2205 and encodes 641 amino acids. The transcript has a single exon.